Molecule: messenger RNA, 1491 nt
Organism: Penicilliopsis zonata CBS 506.65
Lineage: Eukaryota; Fungi; Ascomycota; Eurotiomycetes; Eurotiales; Aspergillaceae
Exons: 3
Coding region: 1-1491 (496 amino acids)
Biological process (GO): lactate metabolic process
Molecular function (GO): heme binding; L-lactate dehydrogenase (cytochrome) activity
Source: RefSeq, a predicted model, not a curated record
AUGGGAGAACUCACUGGAGCCGAUGUUGCAAAGCACAAUUCCAAAGACUCGUGCUGGGUUAUUGUCCAUGGAAAAGCCUACGACGUGACCGAAUUCCUUCCGGAACACCCCGGCGGCCAGAAGAUCAUUCUUAAAUACGCUGGCAAGGAUGCGACGGAGGAGUUUGAGCCCAUCCACCCACCUGACACACUGGACAAGUACCUGGAUGCGUCCAAGCAUCUGGGGCCGGUGAACAUGUCUACCGUCGAGAGCGAAGAGAAGGUCAUUGAUCCGGAAGAGGCAGCCCGCCAGGAACGCAUUAAGAACAUGCCACCGUUGGCUGCGUGCUACAACCUGCUCGACUUUGAGUCGGUCGCCCGCCAAGUGAUGAAGAAGACUUCCUGGGCGUAUUACUCCAGUGGUGCAGACGAUGAAAUUACCAUGAGGGAAAACCACAAUGCGUUUCACAAAAUCUGGUUCCGUCCGCGCGUGCUGGUCGACGUGGAAAAAGUGGACUUUUCGACAACGAUGCUGGGCACAAAGGUGUCGGCCCCCUUCUACGUGACGGCGACGGCGCUGGGCAAGCUCGGCCACCCGGAGGGCGAAGUGAUCUUCACGCGGGCGGCGCGCCGGCACGACGUCAUCCAGAUGAUCCCGACACUGGCCUCGUGCUCCUUUGACGAACUGGUCGACGCUCGCGAGGGUGACCAGGUGCAGUGGCUGCAGCUGUACGUCAACAAGGACCGGGCGAUCACGGAGCGCAUCGUGCGCCACGCCGAGGCGCGCGGGUGCAAGGGACUCUUCAUAACCGUCGACGCGCCGCAACUCGGCCGUCGUGAAAAGGACAUGCGCUCCAAAUUCGCCGACGUGGGGUCGAGCGUGCAGGCCACCGGAGGCGACUCGGUUGACCGGUCACAGGGCGCCGCCCGCGCCAUCUCCUCCUUCAUCGACCCGGCCUUAUCCUGGAAGGACAUCCCCUGGUUCCGCUCCAUCACCACCAUGCCAAUCAUCCUCAAGGGUGUGCAGCGCGUCGACGACGUGCUCCGCGCCGUCGAGGCGGGCGUCCAGGGCGUCGUCCUCUCCAACCACGGCGGUCGCCAGCUGGACUUUGCCCCCUCGGCCAUCGAGGUGCUCGCCGAGGUGAUGCCUGCCCUGCGCGAGCGCGGCUGGCAGGACCGACUGGAGGUCUACGUUGACGGCGGCGUGCGGCGCGCAACGGACAUCAUCAAGGCCCUAUGUCUCGGUGCCAAGGGGGUGGGGAUCGGCCGGCCCUUCCUGUACGCCAUGUCGGCGUACGGCGUCGACGGCGUCGAUCGCGCCAUGCAGUUGCUCAAGGACGAGAUGGAGAUGGGCAUGCGUCUCAUCGGGGCGACUUCCAUCGCGGAUCUGGAUCCCUCUCUCGUCGACACGCGGGGUCUGCUCGCUGGCCACAGCGCCCCCGUGCCCUCGGACUCGUUGGGCAUGCACACCUACGAUCCUCUACAGGUGCCAUCUUUCAAAGCGAAAUUAUAA